Molecule: messenger RNA, 2420 nt
Organism: Aedes albopictus (Asian tiger mosquito)
Lineage: Eukaryota; Metazoa; Arthropoda; Insecta; Diptera; Culicidae
Product: endoplasmic reticulum membrane-associated RNA degradation protein-like
Exons: 2
Coding region: 115-1059 (314 amino acids)
Source: RefSeq, a predicted model, not a curated record
CAAUCAAACGAGCCAUAAUUGCUUGUUUUCGAAUAUGAUGAUUUUGAGAGCGUAGGAUUUUACUAAUGGAUCCGUGACCUUAUUUCUUUCAUCGUGUCAUCAUCAUUGCCCAGGAUGCAACUCAAUGGACGGCGAGGUGACUUUUUUUUUAUUUCAAAGUUUCAAAGCGUUCGAUCGAAGUGUUUGUUGCAUAGUGUUAUUAUGAUGCAUACCGGCAAAUCGGAGGAAAGGUUUUAUAGUGAUGAAAUCGCGUGCAUGCUAAUAGUGGGAAGCUGUAACGAAACCCAUGGUGGUAACAAUUUUACCCGGCCGGACGGUACUGUCGAUUGGGAUAUCGUAGAGAAGUUCUUUGCAAAUGAUUUGGUUUCCCACGACAAGCCUUUGACCUACGAACACUGCAGCCGCCUGACACCCAAGUUCCGUACCUUCCUGAAGCAAUGCCCAACCGUUCAAUACCAACCUGAGAAGCUAGCGUGGACAAAUCGAUCAGAUAUGAUAGCCUUGUCACAGCAAGCAUCAAAUUCAACCGCCACACUGAUACUUUCAUCCGUCCUCGAGUAUUCACUGGGAAACCUAUUCCUCACCAGAACUGGUUCUACACCACCACAUCUGCUCCGAGAUCUACUAAUGACCGACGCCCUAGCGGCAGAGCAAGGUGAAACUGUGAUAUAUCUUCUGCGUCUUCUGCUGGGCAGUCCAAAUGGCGUCAACUUGAGAAACUUGGUCUGGCAUGGAUUUUUGAGUGACGAAGAUCUAAGUCCGAUGUACAACAAUUUUCUGCUGCUGAUUAUGACUUCGGUUGGGAACAUUUUGGACAAGCGAAACUAUUCCAUGAAGCAUCGGAGUUGCUCCUUGGAUGCUCAGUUACUGCUCGCCAAGAUUGAAGCUGAAAGUUUUAGCGAAAUUCAGUUCAGAACCUGCCUUGCAAAUGACCGACUUGUAACGGAACUACUGCAAAGACCUAAAUAUUCCCACGCCUUCCGAUAUUCAAAGUCAACUCAACUGAAACAAAAAUGCAUUUUCACCCCACAUUUCCAACAGCUGCCCGGGGGAUUUUAGAUUCAAUUUUCAUCGUAGGGUCUACCUACCUCACGUGCGGCAUAUUGGAAGCAACGAAAAUCGCACCAUUCGUUACUGAUCUAGUUUUUAUAACCCAUCAUCGUCCGGUGGUGGCCGGGUGCGAUCGUGUUGCACCGCGUUAGGUCCGGUCGGUGUGAUGCAAUUUCAAUUACGCUUGGGACAACGAUGGGUAAUAAACCCGAAAGAAUGAUAUAGAACCGCGACAUCAUAUUGAUCGCGCUGGAACAAAGAUUGUUUAUUUUAGUUUCGAAAUCAAGGCGCCGAAUUGGCCGGGUAAGGUUCUGAACUCAGGUGAACCUUAGCUGGAAUGUUCUGAAAUUGAGACACCGUAUUGGCGGCAUACGGCGCCGGACUUGUUUUGCACUCAAUUUGUUUUGACUUCGAGUAAACUGAAAGAAAAGAAUGUGGGGGUAUAAUUUCAACCAACAUCCGCGGCCGGGGGCCGGCUAGGGUUCACUGUGCCCAAGUAAGGUACACUUCAAUAACAAAGCGGGUGCUUUGUUUUGGAGAAUUUGGUGCCAAAUUCCAAAGACGAUGAGGAUGAUGAUGGUGACGAUGAUGAUGAUGGGGAGAAUGAUAAUGACGUCGAUGGUUGGUUCAAUUCUUUCACACACCCAAGCCUUGUAUACGCUCAAGUGAGGCGGGGCUAGAAGAUGUAGGCCUUGGUGUAAAGAUUCUCAGUAGGUUUUGUGCGAACACGCCCAAGUCAGGCGUGGUUAGGAGAUUUAAGUUUUUCGUUGGUAUUAAUAUUCUUGGUAGGGCUUGGGAUACGCCCAAGAUAGAAGAGUCGUGAUGUUUUCAAGAAGAGAAGGAUUUUAAUUACGAUGAUGACAAGUAGGAUAGGUAGAGGUCUAGGUUUUGGACUUAUUAGUAUUUUCAUUUGGUAGGGUUUUGGAUACGCCCAAGUUGGUUCGGGCAUUGUUAGGAAUUAUCAUGCCAUCUUCGGCAAGACGAGAAUGAUCGUAGGAAUUUUAGACACGCCCAAGCUGGUUCGGGUAUUGCUAGGAAAUUUAGGCUAUAAAUACGGAGGCUUUGGCUUCAGUCGGGGAGUCAGUGAAGACAGUUCGUAGAGAACAGUCAGUUGUCGAGAGUUCGGUGACAACGUUAACGCAGGCAGCACAUCGGAUAAGUCUUGAGCUCCCAUGUGGGACACCUCUAGAUACUGUCCAAAUAAAAGCUGUAGGUAGGACGUAGUAGUCGGGUCAAGAAGAAGCUGGAAGUGUCUCUAGUAGUUCGGUGAAGAAAUACAGAUAAUGUUAAGAUGAUAUAAGAAAAAGUGAACCGUUGUAAUAUAAGAUAAGUGAUGGUUUGUGAUACUUCAAUAUAGUUUAUUAAAACUG